Pelodiscus sinensis (Chinese soft-shelled turtle) is the source of this 1937-nucleotide messenger RNA. The record is from RefSeq and is a predicted model, not a curated record. NCBI's taxonomy places the organism in Eukaryota, Metazoa, Chordata, Testudines, Trionychidae.
GAGAUUGGGGUACCUCAUACGAUUUAAUCCAUAGUGAAGGAGAAUGUCAAUAGUCACAGUACAGCUUGGUCAAUGUGGUAACCAAAUUGGUUAUGAGGUGUUUAAUGCUAUCUGCAGUGACUUCCACAGCGCACAUGGACUGUGUUCCAAGAAGGAGAAUGAAUCCUACCAGGAAGCUUCCAAGGAACGUUUCUUCAGCGAGGAGAAAACGGGGGUACCUGUUGCCCGGGCUGUACUUGUUGACAUGGAACCUAAAGUAAUCAGUCAGACCCUAUCAAUGGCUGCUAAGUCUGGCCACUGGAAAUAUGACCAUCAGUCACACUUCUGUCAGAAACAGGGGUCUGGAAACAACUGGGCAAAUGGUUACUCUGUUCAUGGGCCCAGGUACAGAGAAGUUAUCAUGAACCUCGUGCAGAAGGAAGCAGAGAAGUGUGACCGACUCAGUGGAUUUUUCACAGUCAUGAGCCUGGCUGGUGGUACAGGAUCAGGCAUGGGAGCCUUUGUAACCCAGUGCUUAAGAGAUGCUUUCCCAACUUCAUUUAUACUCAACCAGGUCAUCUGGCCAUACGGAACUGGUGAGGUGAUUGUUCAAAACUACAACUCAGUUCUGACCCUCUCACACCUGUACCAGUCGUCAGACGCUCUCCUUGUUCAUGAAAAUGAUGCCAUCCACAAGAUCUGUGCUCAGCUAAUGAAUAUUAAAAAGAUCUCCUUCAGGGACGUAAAUCAAGUAAUUGCACAUCAGCUGGGAAGUGUGUUCCAGCCCACUUAUUCCUCAGGAGGCGCCUCCCGGUAUAGCAGAAGCCCACUAGGAGACUUAAUGGAAUCUUUAGUUCCCCAUCCUGAAUUCAAGAUGUUGGGUCUUCGUAACAUACCUCAGAUGUCAGAGAACUCCCUGGCAUACAGCACAUUUACUUGGCCUGGGCUCAUCAAACAUCUAAGACAGAUGCUAAUUGCUAAUGCUAAGAUGGAAGAAGGUAUCGAUUGGCAGGUGCGACCACCCCUACCAGGGAAUCCUGUCCCCCCCAAAGCCUCUCCAAAUAAGGCACUACAUUUUAACACUUCCAUUGCCAACCUGGUUGUUCUGCGAGGAAAAGAUGUGCAAAGCGUGGAUCUAGGAGGUUUCAAAGAUCCAGCUUUGUACACAUCAUGGCUAAGCCCUCAAGAUGCCUUUAACGUGUGGAAAAUGCCAAGGGCCUUUAACAAGUAUGAAAAAUCGGCUACUUUGGUCAGCAAAGAAAACAUUGUGGGGAAAGCCUGGAAUAUGUUUGCUUCCAAAGCUUAUGUUCACCAAUACACUAAGUUUGGGAUUGAAGAGGAGGACUUCCUGGACUGCUUCACAACUCUGGAACAGGUCAUCUCUAGUUAUGCCAGCCUUUGAUUUUGAACUGCUCACCAAUAAGAGUUUGUCAGAGAGAGUACACGCUGAAAAGCCUCCUGUUUCAAUGCUGCCCCAACCAGAAGUAGCUAAGGACGGUAUUGGAGUGUACAGAGUGAGGUUUGGUUUUUUGGGAGUUUUUUGGUGAUGAAAUAGUAAUCUGCAUCAGGACUGAAUACAUUUCUUGUCUGCCAUAUGUAUUGUGUAUAUAAUGAAUUUAUACAUUAAAUAUUUAAUAAACAUUUUUCAGUACAUUCUCCUUAAUUUGAAGCCCUCUAACUUUUUCUCCUUCUCCCUCAGCUGUGCAUAUUUUUCCUGAAGAAUUUCCAUAGCCUGAACAGUUUUUUUCAGGUUGAAAUCUAGCCUCUAAGCUAAUAUUAGCUAUCCUACUAUAGUAGGACUGAAGGAUGCUGUUAGUUACAAUUGUGAUACAAUCUGAUCUUUAGUUUUUUUUAAAACUUUACAUUCUAAUACUUAGCCCUGAAAAUAUUUUCCCAAUAGCCCCCAAAAUAUCCAUGAUCAAAGUAGUAGUAAUAAAAAUACAGAAGCAUAAUUUACC